Molecule: messenger RNA, 207 nt
Organism: Colletotrichum siamense
Lineage: Eukaryota; Fungi; Ascomycota; Sordariomycetes; Glomerellales; Glomerellaceae
Exons: 3
Coding region: 1-207 (68 amino acids)
Cellular component (GO): endoplasmic reticulum
Source: RefSeq, a predicted model, not a curated record
AUGGCGCAAACCCCCCAACAAAGACGCGCGAACGCAAAGUUCGCCAAGGACAACGAGGCCCGCAUGGGCAAGUCCGAGGAACAGAUCAAGAAGCGCGUCAAGGAGACUCCCAAGUCGCCCAUUUCUCCCAUCUGGCUCAUCCUUCUCGGUUUUGUCGUCUUUGGCGGCAUCGUCUUCGAGGUCCUCUCCCGCAUGUUCGGUUUCUAA